GAAAGGCGUGGCCGGAAGUCCUACUCGGGAUUCCGGUUAACGUUCCCAGACUACAAAGUAAAAAGUCAACGCGGAAGUUGGUUUUUUGUCACUUUGGAGUGACAUAAACAUCUACAAACUUGUUGUUCGAUACGAACAAACCUGAGCGCUCCAUCAUGGCCACCCAUGAAGUUUACUCCUCCACGACAGCACCCAACCCAAACUCAUCAUGUUUCCUGGUCCCGUCACCUCAUCUGGACAAAAAACGCUUCAUCGUCAAAAUCAUGGAAGUGCUGCUGUCCUUGGUGGCUUUCAUCCUGGAGGAGGUGGUCUACAGUUGCAUCGACUGCAUGGCAUUGGAAUUUUUUGAGUUUGUCAGCUGCAUGGCCUUCCUCUUCACCUUGCUGCUCCUCAUCCUCCUAUCCACAACCCUGAAGCUGAGGCUAGGAAUCUCCUGGUGGCCCCGCCUGGACUUUUUGUACACUGGUGCCAUGGCAUUCUUUUUCUUCCUGGCCUCCAUCGUGUUUGCCGCCAUCAACAGUGCCACGCCCCUGGAGAAGAGCGCUGUGGUGUUUGGCUUCCUAGCAACGGCAGCAUUUGUGUGUGACUUGGUCUUAUUUUGGAAGACUUAUGGGCUUCCCUUCGCCAAAGGUGAGAAGGCAGAGCCCAGUGAAAGUAACGUGUCAGCGGUGGAGGCUCCUGUGGAGACGGAGAAGCUGAACACAGACGCCAAAGCAACAGAAUAACGCUUUGUGUGUGAUGUGUGAGUUUGUGGGUCAGACAUGUUGCACGAUAAUCCACAAGGCGGCGCUGUAUCGCCCUCAACUUUUUCCAAUUCCUUGUACUACUGAGGUCUUCUAGCCAGCUGUGGGCGCCACUCAGGAAACCAACGAUUGUAAUCUGAUAGAUGAGCAGAUAUCCACUCAAUAUUCAGCUUUCAAGUUUAUUGUUGGAAGAGUUUCAACUGUCAACUUUUGUCUUUUCAUGCUUUCUGUCACUGUUGUGUAAGCAAACAAUCGCAGAUAGAAUGUCCUUGCUGACUACAAAUUCAAGCAAAACAAAUGUAGACGAGUAGUACAGUAACAGCAAUAAAGAUUGUACAUAUUUGUAAUAGAACUACACAAAUUGGUAAUUGGCAAUAUUUAAGAUAGAGCUUCUUCAAAUGUUUUUGUUCAUGGACAAUUCCACAUUGGUUUAAAAAAAACCUUAGUAUUUGUGUCAGAGAUACUUCAACUUUCUUCAAAGCCUAACAACUUGAAGCUGUGUGUCUUAUGUCAGUUUUUGUGUCAAAAUGCUGAGAUUUGUUUGUGUUUUCUUACUAUUUAGUUAGUUUUGUGGUACAAAGUUAGAAUACAAAGGUAGAAGUUUUGUGCAAAAUAAGAAUAUUGUGUCCUGUGAUUUUAAAACGUGUCACUAUUCAAAAGUUACAUUAAUAUCUUUUCAGUGGAUGUGGCUGUUUUUUUUGUUAUCAUUCAAAAUUGUCAAUUUUCGACAUGAAAUACUAAAUGCAUUUUUCAUUAACUGUAAUUAAUGUCAUAAAAUUCGGAAAUGAAACAAAUUUCAUAUUUCAGAUGUUAAACUCUUAUUAAAGACAAAUAUGUUUUUGUUUUCAAUUAAAAUAUAUGCCUAGAAUUUAGAUGGACUGCAAGUAAGAAACAAUGUAAUAAUGCAUCGUUUUAGUGGGUCACGUUUUAAUGUAAUAUAAUGGACAUUGUGUCAAAAGAGUGGCUUCUUGAGCUGCAUGUGUAUAUUCAUGUCUACUGUCAUAUAUUAAAAUGUCUUUA
Doryrhamphus excisus (bluestripe pipefish) is the source of this 1763-nucleotide messenger RNA. It is a transcript of the gene cmtm6, whose product is annotated as CKLF-like MARVEL transmembrane domain containing 6. The record is from RefSeq and is a predicted model, not a curated record. Lineage: Eukaryota; Metazoa; Chordata; Actinopteri; Syngnathiformes; Syngnathidae. Gene Ontology annotation, cellular component: membrane.